Molecule: messenger RNA, 3861 nt
Organism: Daktulosphaira vitifoliae (grape phylloxera)
Lineage: Eukaryota; Metazoa; Arthropoda; Insecta; Hemiptera; Phylloxeridae
Exons: 4
Coding region: 43-3726 (1227 amino acids)
Molecular function (GO): protein binding
Source: RefSeq, a predicted model, not a curated record
AAUUGCCAUUAGUUUUUCAGAAUAUAAUAUUUAAUUAAAAUUAUGAGGUGUAAAAUUGAGAACUGGCAAUUGAUAUAUUUUUUUAUGAUAAUUUCAUUUUUGAUAUUUAAUGAAGGUAUUGAAAAUAAAUAUUUGGGUGGAAAAAAAAAAUGCCCGUUUGAAAAUGGUACCACAAAAAAAGCUGCUAAAAUUGGUGACCUAGAAACAUUAAAACUAGCUUACGAGAGUGGUUGUGAAUGGGAUGAAUACACGACUACAGAAGCUGCUGCGAAUGGACAUUUCGAAUGUUUAAAAUAUGCACAUGAAAAUGAAUGUCCGUGGGAUGAUAUCACAAUAAUAGCAGCCGCUUUUUAUGGUAAUUUAGAAAACUUAAAAUAUAUUCAUAAAAAUGGCUGUAAAUGGAAUAAAAAAGCAACAAAAGUUGCUGCUUUAUAUGGACAUUAUGAAUGUUUAAAAUAUGCACAUGAAAAUGGCUGUAGCUGGGAUGAAGAAACAACUAGAGAUGCUGCUGCAAAUGGACAUUUAGAAUGUUUAAAAUAUGCACAUGAAAAUGGAUGUCCAUGGGAUGUAAGUACAACGAUAUAUGCUGCAACCAAUGGACAUUUAGAAUGCUUAAUCUAUGCACAUAAAAAUGGAUGUAUUUGGAAUGCAGAAAUAGCUAGAAAAGCUGCUUUGAAUGGACAUUUAGAAUGUCUAAAAUAUGCACAUGAAAAUGGAUGUCCAUGGGAUGUAAGCACAACGAUAUAUGCUGCAACAAAUGGGCAUUUAAAAUGUUUAAUGUAUGCACAUGAAAAUGGAUGUCCAUUGGAUGUAAACACAACGAUAUAUGCUGCAAAAAAUGGAUAUUUAGAAUGUUUAAUCUAUGCACAUGAAAAUGGAUGCCAAUUGAAUAAAGACAUAACUAGAUAUGCUAUUAUAGGAGGUAAUUUAGAUUGUUUAAAAUAUGCACAUGAAAAUGGAUGUUUAUGGGAUGCAAGUAUAACGAUAGCAGCUGCAAAAUAUGGGCGUUUAGAAUGCUUACGAUAUGCACAUGAAAAUGGAUGUCCAUUAGAUGAUGUCAUAACUAUGGAGGCCGCUGCAAAAGGACAUUUCGAAUGUUUAAAAUAUGCAUAUGAAAAUGGAUGCCACUGGAAUAAAGACAUAUCUAGAUAUGCUGUUAUAGGAGGAAAUUUAAAUUGUUUAAAAUUUGUUCACGAAAAUGGAUGUACCUUGUAUGAUGACAUAACCAUAGAGGCUACUCUAAGAGGUAAUUUAGAAAUUUUGAAAUAUGCAUAUGAAAAUGGAUGUCCAUUAGACUAUGACAUAACUGUAGAAGCUACUAUAAGAGGUAAUUUAGAAAUUUUGAAAUAUGCACAUGAAAAUGGAUGUCCAUUAGAUGAUGAAAUAACUAUGGAAGCUACUCUAAGAGGUAAUAUACAAAUUUUAAAAUAUGCACAUGAAAAUGGAUGUCCAUUAGAUGAUAACAUAGCUAUAGAAGCUACUUUAAGAGAUGAUAUAGAAAUUUUAAAAUAUGCACAUGAAAAUGGAUGCCCAUUAGAUGAUAGGAUAACUACUGUUGCUAUCGAGAAAGGUUAUUUUGAAAUUUUAAAAUAUGCACAUGAAAAUGGAUGUCCAUUAGAUAAUAGAAUAACAACUGUGGCUAUAGAAAAAGGUUAUUUUGAAAUUUUAAAAUAUGCACAUGAAAAUGGAUGUCCAUUAGAUAAUAGAAUAACAACUGUGGCUAUAGAAAAAGGUUAUUUUGACAUUUUAAAAUAUGCACAUGAGAAUGGAUUUUCUUGGCCUGAAAGAACAACAAUAGCAGCUGCAAGUUUUGGUAAUUUAGAAUUUUUAAAAUAUGCUCAUGAAAACGGUUGCAAAUGGGAUGAAGGUACAAUAGUUACAGCAGUAAUGAAUGGUAAUUUAAUAAUUUUUAAAUAUCUACUUGAAAAUGGAUGUCCUUGUGAUGAAGAAACAACACAAGUUGCUGUCAUUUAUGGUAAUUUAGAAUUCUUAAAAUAUGCUCAUGAAAAGGGUUGCAAAUGGGCCAAUGACACAAUUAAAGCUGCUGCUUUUAAUGGUUAUUUUGAUUGUUUAAAAUAUGCACAUGAAAAUGGAUGCCACUGGGAUAAAAACAUAUCUAGAUAUGCUGUUAUAGGAGGAAAUUUAGAUUGUUUAAAAUAUGCACAUGAAAACGGAUGUUCAUGGGAUGCAAGCAUAACGAAAGCAGCUGCAAGAUAUGGGCGUUUAGAAUGCUUACGAUAUGCACAUGAAAAUGGAUGUCCAUUAGAUGAUGUCAUAACUAUAGAGGCCGCUGCAAAUGGACAUUUCGAAUGUUUAAAAUAUGCACAUGAAAAUGGAUGCCACUGGAAUAAAGACAUAACUAGUUAUGCCGUUAUAGGAGGAAAUAUAAAUUGUUUAAAAUUUGCUCACAAAAAUGGAUGUCCAUUAGAUAAUAGGACAACUACUCUGGCUAUCGAGAACGGUUAUUUUGAUAUUUUAAAAUAUUUACAUAAAAAUGGAUUACCAUGGCCUGAAAGAACAACAAUAGCAGCUGCAAGUUUUGGUAAUUUAGAAUUUUUAAAAUAUGCACAUGAAAAUGGAUGUCUAUUAGAUGAUAACAUAGCUAUAGAAGCUACUUUAAGAGAUGAUAUAGAAAUUUUAAAAUAUGCACAUGAAAAUGGAUGCCCAUUAGAUGAUAGGAUAACUACUGUUGCUAUCGAGAAAGGUUAUUUUGAAAUUUUAAAAUAUGCACAUGAAAAUGGAUGUCCAUUAGAUAAUAGAAUAACAACUGUGGCUAUAGAAAAAGGUUAUUUUGACAUUUUAAAAUAUGCACAUGAGAAUGGAUUUUCUUGGCCUGAAAGAACAACAAUAGCAGCUGCAAGUUUUGGUAAUUUAGAAUUUUUAAAAUAUGCUCAUGAAAACGGUUGCAAAUGGGAUGAAGGUUCAAUAGUUACAGCAGUAAUGAAUGGUAAUUUAAUAAUUUUUAAAUAUCUACUUGAAAAUGGAUGUCCGUGUGAUGAAAAAACAACACAAGUAGCUGCCCUUUAUGGUAAAAUAGAAUUCUUAAAAUAUGCUCAUGAAAAGGGUUGCAAAUGGGCCAAUGACACAAUUAAAGCUGCUGCUUUUAAUGGUUAUUUUGAUUGUUUAAAAUAUGCACAUGAAAAUGGAUGUCCAUGGGAUUAUGACACAACUAGAGUUUCUGCAGCAAGUGGUUGUUUAGAAUGUUUAAAUUAUGCUCAUGAAAAGGAGUGUCCAUGGCAUGAAGAAACAUUAAAUACAGCUGCCGCGCAUGGUAAUUUAGAAUGUUUAAAAUAUACAUAUGAACUUGGAUAUAAAUGGAACGGAGGUACGAUGAGAGGCGCUGCUGCAAAUCGACAUCUAGAAUGCAUCAAAUAUGCUUAUGAAAAUGGUUGUGAAUGGGAUGAGGGUACAACAAGGGAAGCUGCUGCAAGUGGUUGUUUUGAUUGUCUGAAAUUUGCUCAUAAAAAUGGAUGUAAUUGGGAUGAAGGUACAAUAGUUACAGCUGCCAUGCGUGGAAAUUUAGAUUAUUUAAUAUAUGCCCACGAAAAUGGAUGUAAAUGGGAUGAAGGCACCACUAGGCUUGCUGCUGCAAAUGGUCAGUUUCAUUGUUUAAAAUACGCCCAUGAACAUAAUUGUCCAUGGAGUAUAAAUACCAUUUAUGAAGCUACUAGAAAAGGUUUUAUUGAAAUAAUCAAAUAUGCUAACGAGAAUGGCUGCAUUAAUUAGUUUUCUGAUAAAUUAUUAUUUAUUUUUUACAUUCCAUUACAUUAUAUUUUAAAUCGUCAUGAUCUAAAUGAUAAUAAUUAUAUUGUGAGUAAUCAUGUAAUUUUACUUGCAUAAUAAAUACUAUUUUUGAAAUUA